Molecule: messenger RNA, 948 nt
Organism: Merops nubicus (carmine bee-eater)
Lineage: Eukaryota; Metazoa; Chordata; Aves; Coraciiformes; Meropidae
Gene: ENDOU
Product: endonuclease, polyU-specific
Exons: 8
Coding region: 1-948 (315 amino acids)
Molecular function (GO): RNA endonuclease activity
Source: RefSeq, a predicted model, not a curated record
AUGAAGAGCUGGAUCCUUCUUCUGGGGGCAGGGAUAGCCCUGGGCUACCUGUACACGGCCCCUGACUCCUGCCAGGGCCGCUGCCAGGAGCCCUACAACGAGGAGGACGAGUGCCACUGCCACCCCGGGUGCCAGAGGUCCCACAGCUGCUGCCAGGACUACCACAAGCACUGUGGAGAAGGGGCCGAGGAGGCAGCUCGCAGCCGUGAUGGUUUCUCCAGCAGCCGAGACGCCAUCACCGACGAGGACCUCCUGGACCUCUCGGAGCAGCUUUACCAGGCAGAUCACAACAAAGCCCAUCCCACUGACAUCACCCUCAACCCCCAGCACCAGGCCACCCCCCAGGAGACGGGCGACCAGGAGGACCACUCCCCACAGCCGCUCUACAAAUAUGUCAAUGAGGAGCUCUUCUCCAAACCCACCUAUGCCAGCUUCAUUAAACUGCUGGACAACUACCAGAGGGCGACUGGGAGGGAGGAGGAUGUGACAACGGAGGAGCUGAGGGAGCAGGACAACUUCCUCAAGGAGGUGAUGAAGACAGAGCUCAUGAAGAAACUCUUGGCUUUCCUCCACAAAAAAAACCGCUACGGCUCCCAGCAGGAGUUUGUGGCUGAUUUGAAGGAGAUGUGGUUUGGCCUCUACUCCCGAGGUGAUGGAGAGCAGGACUCCAGUGGCUUCGAGCACGUCUUCUCAGGGGAGGUGAAGAAAGGGAAAGUGUCAGGAUUUCACAACUGGAUCCGUUUCUACCUGCUGGAGAAGAAGGGAGCUGUCAACUACUUCAGCCACAACUUCGAUGGGCCGUGGGACACCUACCCCGACGUGCUGGGGCUGCAGUUCAGCUGGGAUGGGUUCUACAAGGAGGUGGGUUCUGCCUUCAUCGGCUCCAGCCCCGAGUUUGAGUUUGGCCUCUACACGUUGUGCUUCCUGGCACGGCCCGGGAGGGCGUGA